CGGCUAGGGUUUCGCCCACGUCGCCUCCCACCUCCCGUCCCCGCCCCGCCCAGGCCGCCAUGUUCCAGCUAGGCUCCGCCCCCGGGAAGGCCUUCUGGGCGCGGCACCGGUGGAAGAUGCUCCUCUCGCUGGGCGUCGCCGGCGCCGGCUACGCGGCCUACCGCUUCUACGACGCGCACCAGAAGCAGCUCGUCCGGGUGGAACAGCGCGCCGAGGAGGAGCGCGCCGCCGACGAGAUCAUCAAGAAUCAGUUGGAAGCCCAUUUUGAGAAGGUGCAGAGGAUCUCGGAUACAACCACACUGCCGUUUGCUAUGCACUACCUACGUUCGCGGGUAAUGGAGGAACUGGAUAUUUCACACCUGACCGAGAGGCUGCUGCAAGGGAAGGGAGAGCUGACGCCAGAGGACAAGUACGAGACCUGGGAGAAGAUCAAAAUUCUGAGCUGGUCCAUGUCAUUUAACUGUUGUUACUUCUUCUACUUGGACUUAUAUGUUAGAGUCCAGGUCACCAUAUUAGGCAGACAUCUCUACUUGGACUUUGCUCGUGGUACAGAUGGUGCUCAAUUGCAGGCGGAAUCUGAUACUUUUAGCGGGAAUGGACAUAAGGACUUUCUUGGAACUGCUGACUACCUUGCAACAUAUGGUAUCACUGCAUUGAUCAGGCAAAUGCAACAUGCUGCAACAGAAAUCUUGAAAGAGAAGCAACUGAAAGACCCUAUGAGCAUGGACCAAGUAUUACAAACGAUGUUACAGAUAUCGGAGCAGUUCAUGAGUCUGUGUGAAGGCAACUCAUGGAUAAAUUUCCUUGUACCUGAAAGCGCCAAUCGGUAUGCACAGUUGAUGGCUGUGUCCAGCAGCGGCUUUGAUGACUCAUCUCUUCUAAUGGAUGUUGGAAAGCUUGACCAACUAAUGACUGAGACACGCAUAGUGUUGGCAAGCGACGAUUUCAGAAAUAUCAUGGACAUGUCAUUGAGGAAGGUAGCUGAUUUGGUGAUAGAGGACUUGCGUGCACAGGUUGGAGCCGCGCUUCCUCCAUCAGGAUUGCCCUUGGCGAAGCUCUUGGCUAGAGUGGCUCAACUGAGCUCAAUGCUGCUCGAGGAACCAAGCAAGAACAAGCACAUCCAGACCAUCCGAAGCAUGCCCGAGGUGGGACUCUUCUACACAUUCCUCUAUGCAAACAUGCCGCCACAAACGUGAGUUCACGUCGAUGUGGACAGGGGCAUGUUUCUUCCUAAUUUUUGGCCCGAAACCUCCAAAGGAUCUAGUGGUUUAUGUGUAUGAAAACUCGAUCGUUCUGGAUUCUGGGAAGUGAUACCGGUGGAGAAUGUUCAUUCGUGAAAAAUAUACGUGUGGAGAGGAGGCUGAGUUUGUGUCCUGUA
Molecule: messenger RNA, 1378 nt
Organism: Triticum urartu
Lineage: Eukaryota; Viridiplantae; Streptophyta; Magnoliopsida; Poales; Poaceae
Source: RefSeq, a predicted model, not a curated record